Molecule: messenger RNA, 4527 nt
Organism: Cladocopium goreaui
Lineage: Eukaryota; Dinophyceae; Suessiales; Symbiodiniaceae
Source: the annotation of a GenBank genome assembly
AUGGGCGAUAUAGGGCAUGACACGCCCGAAAGGAGGGCCAGAGCAAUAGCGCUGCUAGACGCGGACCUCCAUGGUCUUUUGCAGAUCAAGGAGGUGAGCGAAGAGAUCCAGGCAAAGAUUUCUGUCGAAAGGGUUAGGAGCAUCUCCAAACUGAGCACUAUUGCAGAUGAUCGAGCUGGUAUCAGAAACUUUUGCACUAAUAGGUUGGCUCUGCAUGCAGUGAAUGAUAUGGUAGAUGUGGCCUCGGUGGUGGAUGCAUGGGAAGCCUCAACAACACGAAUGAAAGUGCGCCACAAUGCAGAGGCGGAAGCUAGCCUAGCAAGCAUCCCGAGAGCGGUGCCAAAAGUGGAGGUGCAAGAUUUGUUGAUACGGUUUGAGACUUUGCACGGAUACAGAUUGGAUGACAAGACAACCCCGGCAACCUCGACCCUGGAGUUGAUCUUUGACCAGAUCGAGGCGGGGGAGCUGAAACAGAUGUCCUUGACGCAAAUGGUAUCAAAGGAGGACUCAGAGAGUGAGAUCAUUGGAGCGACUAUUGAGCGUUCCACUGGAGCAAUCAAGGUUAGAAAGGGUUAUGGAGAAUGUCCCAAACCAAAGUCACCAGAGGAGCUCAGGAGGCGCAUGGCAGUUCUGGCCAACUGCUACCUGCUGGGGCAGUUGAAGUUUCCCCAGAAAGCGGUGCUGAAGGAUUUGGUGCCACGGCACUUCCUUCGCUAUGUGGAGUAUUUGCUGGGCGAGCACGUCCAUGGACUUAAGGCAACCAACAAAGACGGCGAGUGUGUGGCAACUCCAGACCUCAGCACGGUGAUGGCAUAUGACUUCCAGAUGAGGCGCUACAUGGUGCGCUAUGUCAAUGAAGGGAAGAGCAUGGUGGAAGCAAUCGCAGCAGUGAUGGCAGAUCCAGCCAUCAAGGAGCGAUACUUCAUCACUCCGAAUGUCAUGGCAGUCAUGGGCAGUUCGUCGAAGCAGAGCAGCAAUCAUGGAGACAAAGAUGGAGGCCAUCGGUCUCGCAGCCCUGGCGGUUGGCAGCAGCAAAGCAAAGGCUGGCAGAGCUAUCGCCGCAACAACAAAGGUGGCAGCAAGGGAAAAGGAGGCGGAAAAGGAAAGGGAGGAGGAAGCAGUGGGCUGCACGACCGGUCUCCAGAUGGCUUCAUAUUUGCCAGCGGUGCUUUGACAAGCACCCAGCUCACAGACAAGGCCCCGAAUCCUCCCGGAUCAACAGGGGCAGGCAGACGCUGCAGAGUGCUCUAUCUCUUCAGCGGAGAACAGCGGAAGACUUCAGCGGCAGAGAUUUUAAAGGUGCUGGCAUUUGAGCAAGGCACUGAAGUGGAGAUUGACGAGGUGGACAUUUGCAGGGAUCCAUCUCAAGACAUGGCCAUUUUGGCCCAUCAACAGAAGAUUUUACAGGCAGUAGAGCAAGGGCUCUAUUCAGCUAUUUUGAUCACACCACCUUGCAGCACUUGGUCCAGAGUUAGAGGAGCAAACACCAGGGGCCCACCUAUGAUCAGAUCCAAGCAAUGGCCAUGGGGUUUUCCGUGGUUGGCGCAUCGCUUCAAGAUACAAAUCGAGGUGGGCAACACUUUGGUGCGUUUCACCAUUCAAGUGCUGCUGGUGGUAGAUGUACAGAGCAGGAAGAUCGGGCGAGCAUGGUGCGCAGUUUUCGCCGAACACCCAGAAGAUUUGGGUGUCAUUUUCAGGGAGGAGGACAACAAGGUGUUUUAUCCAGCGAGCAUUUGGCAGUUGGAGGAGUUGAGACGCUUGGUGGAUGAGGAAUCACCAUUGCAGCUGGCCACUAUAGCAAUAUGCCAGUGUUGCUUCGGUGCGCCAUAUCGAAAACCAACCCGUUUGCUGUCCAACAUUCCCGAGGUCAAAGCUUGGGGCUCUCAUGAAUGGCCGUCAUUUUCGCAUGACGGCAGAUAUGCAGGGCCAUUGGUCAAGUCCUGCAGUUGCACGCCCACACAAUCCCUGGCGAGGCAGCGAGAUGACACUGCCUUUCGCACUUCAGGUACAUCUGCAUAUCCGCCUGAGAUGGACCGAGCCUUGGCGGCUGGCAUCCUUCGAUGGUUGAUGGAGGCCCCACUCUCUGCUUCUGAAGCUGGGAAAGGAGCAGAGGGUGGGUCCGAAAUCCCGGAAAAGGCUGUCAGCAAGGGGGAGGAAGAAGUUGUUGGUGCAGUGGAGGCGGAAGAGACAACUUCGAAAGGGGCCACCUCGAGGGCAAAACGAAAGUCCCAAGAUCACCUGCCCAUGGAGCUUCCCAACUUACAACGUGGGAAGAGUACCAUCACGACAGGAGGGCAGGGGCCGCCGAUUUUGGCCUACUACAAGGGCGACUCUCGUCCUAUCAAUGAUGGAGGAGGAAUCUGUUCUCCCGGCAGGUGGAGGCCCGACAAACGGUGGGGCGCUCAAGGGCCGGCAGCCCUGGGACUUCGGUGCGAGGUGAAGAAGCUCUUCCUCAGAUGGUUGUCAAAGCCAGGUGCAGAUGCGUCAAAGGGCCCUGAAGACUUGUUCUGGAGGAUGGCAGCAGGCAAGAUGCAAUCAUCCCCCUUUCAGGAAGCGAUGGAGGAUUGCAGAAAGCGGCUGGACGAUUAUAUGCUGGCUGAAGGUGCUGAACCGUUGAGGCGGGAGACUGACCGUGACACUGAGGUGAACUUCAGGAGGUUGGCUGCAGCGCUUCAACUUAUGGGGGAUGUGGACUAUUCCUAUUUGGAGGAGGUGGCAUCGGUUGGGGUCCCGAUCGGUGUGGAGGUUGAGCUGCCGAGGACGGAAGCCGUGUUUGAAGAGAAGACCCGAUGGGCGGUGGAAGGCACGGAGGAGGAAUACCAUGAUGUGGUAUCUGAAAACUAUGCAUCGGCUGAGGAGAGCCACUUGGACAUACGCCGACAAGUGCUAGAGGAGGUGGAAAAGGGCAGCAUCGUGAAGAUGUCCAUGGAGGAGGCGCAGCGAGAGUUUGGUGGAAGGCUGGCCAUAGCGGCUUUGGGCGCGGUUCCAAAGGAGCUCAAUAGCGACAGGGUCAGGUUGAUCCAUGAUGGCACCUACAGUGUGGAUAUCAACAGGCGCAUCCGAGUGAGAGACAGGAUGCGUUUUCCGUUGAUUGACGAUGCUGCAGCAGUGAUGUGCUCAGUUGAGGACCAUGUGGAUCGAGAGGUGCAGAAGGUGAGGUUCUCAAUGGUGUACGACAUAGCGCGUGCGCACAAAUUGAUACCGGUGAGAAGGAUGGAUUGGGGGUACCAGGCAUUCAGAUUGCCGGGGCCCAAAGAAACGCCAGAGGAGGAGUCUGCAGUAUAUCUGCAUACGAGAGGAACCUUUGGAGUGGCAUCAGCAGCAUACUGGUGGGGGCGCUGCGCUGCGUCAGCAGUGAGAUUAGCGCACAACCUCGCAGAUGAGCACUUGGGCUUGUGGCAUUUAUUGUUCGCUGAUGAUGGGUGGCUGACAGCUACCGGCAGGUGGUUCUGGCGCAAAAUCCUAUACUGGUUCUUUGUGCUGGAUCUGUUUGAGUUCCCGAUUAGCUGGAAGAAGGUGUCAGGUGGCUGCGUGGUGCAAUGGAUUGGAUACCAGCUUGAUGUGCAGCAGUUUACAGUGGGGAUCAGUGACCGGAAGAAAGAAUGGGUCAGGAGCUGGGUUGCCGCUAGAUUGAAAGAAGGAGGAGUUGUGGGACGUGAGAUGCGUGCAGCUCUGGGCAGACUGACUUUUGUAGCGGGAGCUCUCAGGCACGUUCGGCCUUUCUUAGGACCACUGUUCGCCUGGACGUCUAUGGUUUCAGGUGGCAAGUUCACCAAGAUGCCAGAUGCGGUAGUGAUCUUGCUGGAGUUUGUGUCGAUGGAAGUGGAGAGGUGCCCCAUGAGAGCAGCCACGAGGCCACCGGUCUUGGAGGGAGACUGCUUCAGGAUCGACGCAAAGGCAGCAGGCGAAGAGAUCGUCAUUGGAGGCUGGGAAAGUUAUGGGAACGUGCACACCAAACAGGCACGUUGGUUUUCAAUAGCCUUGUCGAGGAGAACAGUCCCUUGGGCGUAUCUGCGUGGAGAUCCUUUCAGGGCGAUAGCCAGUUUGGAGUUGUUGGCGGUGCUCACUGCGAUUAUGUUGUUUUCCAGGGAUGCGCCAUGGAAGGAUGGGCGCAGAAAGGUGGUGUUGCCUGCCUUCACAGACAACCUCUCGAACAUGCAUGUUCUGAAGAAGUUUGGAUCCAGCAAGUUUCCACUUUCAAUAGUAGCAAUGGAGUUGGCUUGUCAGUUGGAGAUUGCCAAGGUGGAACUAGAUCUUUCAUGGGUGCCGCGUUGUCAAAAUGAAGAAGCUGACGCAUUGACAAAUUCACGGUAUGAAGAGUUUGAUGAAAGUAGGAGAAUCAAUGUGCAGUUCGAAGACUUGAGAUUUGUUCUUCUGGAUCGGCUGAUGACCAAGGCAGGGGAACUGGACAGUGAAUUGAAAUUGCACAAAACUUCGAAAGAAGCGAAGAGGUCGGCGAUGGCGGAAGAAGCCAAGACGACCAGCAAUAAGAAGAGGGGCGAGAUGAAGUGGAAAGAUCCAUGGUGA